GGUGCUCGGGGGAGGGUCCGCAGCGCCCGCCGCCGCCGCCGCCGCCGCCGCAGCCCAGAUGGCCGCGGGCGUCGCCCCGCCGCGCCUCCCGCCCCCCACCUUCGCCGCGCUCGAGUGGCCGCGCUCUCCCCCGCGCUGCUGUCCCCUCCCGCGUAGUGCUUGCCUUUGUUCCAGGAAUAGCGCUCCGGGUCCCCGCCGCUGCCUCUGGGCCUGGCUCCGGAGCGCGCCGCCGCCCUGUGCGGCCAGCCGGGCCCCUCCCGCGGGCACUUGGACUGGGGCCCGCGCUCCAGCUGCGGGCCGGGCUCCCGUGACACACCCGCCAGACCACCCAGCGCCCGGCCGCCGCGGGCCGCCUCCGCCAGACCGACCGCCAGGCCUGCAGCGCGCCGCCCGGACACCCGCGCUGCCACCGCCGUCCACCGCGGUCCCGCGCGCGCCCUCGACGGCCUGGGGCCCCAGCGAUGUGGGCUCAGCCACGAAGUGUCUGAGCCGGCCGCGGCCCCUGGACAGUGACUCCAGCAGCUCGCCACCCACCGCGUCCCCCGCCCCCGAGGGGCGGGCCGGCCUCUCACCUGCGGCGGGACCCGUCGCCCCCUCCUCCCAGAGACCUCUUCUGCUCCUGCCAGAUGGCGGCCAGGUCCCAGGGGUGCCUGGCAGCCAGCUCCAGCCGCUCGUUUUCUUUCUCCCGUGGACCUGGUCGUUUUGCCCAGAACCCAGUUCUCUUCUCAGUUCGCAGCUGUCUCUCUGAGGUGUGCCUUUUGUCCCACACAGUAGUUAAGCCCCGCACUCUGCCCAGCUCUUCUACACUACCUGGACAAACGUCUUCCCCUUCUUUUCAAUAAAUGUCAGACGCUAUUAAAAAGAAA
Molecule: messenger RNA, 866 nt
Organism: Neogale vison (American mink)
Lineage: Eukaryota; Metazoa; Chordata; Mammalia; Carnivora; Mustelidae
Product: basic proline-rich protein-like
Exons: 1
Coding region: 59-748 (229 amino acids)
Source: RefSeq, a predicted model, not a curated record